Molecule: messenger RNA, 684 nt
Organism: Kickxella alabastrina
Lineage: Eukaryota; Fungi; Kickxellomycota; Kickxellomycetes; Kickxellales; Kickxellaceae
Exons: 3
Coding region: 1-684 (227 amino acids)
Cellular component (GO): nucleus
Source: RefSeq, a predicted model, not a curated record
AUGCCCUCGGCGGGGGACAAGUCUUUGCACGGGCUCGAAAAUGUGUUGGGGAACUUUGAGGCAUUUUUGGCGGCUAGUUCUGGCAUCGAGGGUGCGGAAAUGCAAGACGAUCAUCCAGACGAAGACCACGCCGAGAGUAGUGACGAAGACAUUGACAUGGAUGCUGAUGGAAUAAUAUACGCGCUGAUGGAGGCUAUCGGUGCCAGCGACAUAGCAGGUUUGGACGGGGCAAUUGGCUUGCAUAAGAACGAGCUCCCUAGAAAUGGCGGUCAAGUGGAUGCUGCCGCAACACGCACAACGGAUAACACUGCAGCAAGCUUGCCUACCGACAUAUGCAGUAUGCCCAUGUCUGCAAACAAUGACAAUGGAAGCACUGACAAAGACGCGCCGGACGAUAUUAUGGCCAUAAUCAUGGACUCUAUGGACCAAGAGCUUGCGGCCACACACAUUGGCAAGUCUUUCGUUCAUUGCAAUCCUGCAGAUGGUUCCGAGGAUACUGACAGCGCAGACGGCCAUGACGAUGACAUGCUGGAUGUCGAUGUCGAUCUGAACCUGGUGGACAACAUCGUGCAGUCGUUCCGGGCCCAAGAGGGGCUGCCUGGCCCUGCUGGCACUAUGCUCGGCCAUUUUGGCGUGCACUUGCCUCACAUAGACAGCGACAGCGAUAGUGAGGAUGGCAUUUGA